Messenger RNA from Saccharomycopsis crataegensis, 1368 nucleotides. Its product is annotated as glutamate dehydrogenase. Gene Ontology annotation, molecular function: L-glutamate dehydrogenase (NADP+) activity. The coding region runs from base 1 to 1368 and encodes 455 amino acids. The record is from RefSeq and is a predicted model, not a curated record. Lineage: Eukaryota; Fungi; Ascomycota; Saccharomycetes; Ascoideales; Saccharomycopsidaceae. The transcript has a single exon. Gene Ontology annotation, cellular component: cytosol.
AUGGUCCAACCACACGAACCAGAAUUCGAACAAGCUUAUAACGAAGUUGCCUCUACCCUUAAGGCCUCCACUUUGUUCAAAGUCCACCCUGAAUACGAAAAGGCUUUGGAAAUCAUUUCCAUCCCUGAACGUAUCAUCCAAUUCAGAGUUGUCUGGGAAGAUGACAAGGGUCAAGUUCAAGUCAACAGAGGUUACAGAGUCCAAUUCAACUCUGCUCUCGGUCCAUAUAAGGGUGGUUUGAGAUUCCACCCAUCCGUCAAUUUGUCUAUCCUCAAGUUCUUGGGUUUCGAACAAAUCUUCAAGAAUGCUUUGACCGGUGAAAUGAUUGGUGGUGGUAAAGGUGGUUCUGACUUCGAUCCAAAGGACAAGUCCGAUGCCGAAAUCAGAAGAUUCUGUUAUGCUUUCAUGUCAGAGCUCGCCAAGCACAUUGGUCCAGACACCGAUGUCCCAGCUGGUGAUAUUGGUGUCACUGGUUCCGUGAUUGCUUACUUAUUUGGUGCUUACAGAAAGAUCAGAAAUGAAUACACUGGUGUCUUGACCGGUAAGGGUUGGGGUACCGGUUCCCUUGUCCGUCCAGAAGCCACUGGUUACGGUUUGGUUUACUACGUUGAACAAAUGAUCAAGCACGCCACUAACGGUAAAGAAUCUUUUGAAGGUAAGACCGUUGCUGUUUCUGGUUCUGGUAACGUUGCCCAAUACGCUGCUCUUAAGGCUAUCCAACUCGGUGCCACCGUCGUUUCUUUAUCCGACUCCAAGGGUGCCAUCAUUGCCCCAAGCGGUAUCACUGCUGCCCAAAUUGAAGAAAUUGGUGCUGGUAAGUUGGCCUUCAAGUCUUUGGAACAAAUCAUCUCCAGUAGCUCUGAAGCUUUCUCUACCAAGAGUGCCAUCAAAUACAUUCCAGGUGCUAGACCAUGGGUUCACGCCGGUAAGGUUGAUAUUGCUUUGCCAUGUGCCACUCAAAACGAAGUUUCUGGUGAAGAAGCUGAACACUUGCUCGCCAACGGUACCAAGUACGUUGCCGAAGGUUCCAACAUGGGUUCCACCCAAGAAGCCAUCGAUGUCUUUGAAGCUUCAAGAGUCAAGGGUGCUGGUAUCUGGUACGCUCCAGGUAAGGCCUCCAACGCUGGUGGUGUUGCUGUCUCUGCUCUCGAAAUGGCUCAAAACUCUCACAGAAUCAAGUGGACUUUUGAAGAAGUUGACGCUAAGUUGAAGACUAUCAUGGUCAACUGUUUCAACAACUGUCUUGAAACUGCUAAGGAAUACAGUGUUGACACCAAGGAAGGUUUCCCAUCCUUGGUUGCUGGUGCUAACAUUGCUGGUUUCGUCAAGGUUGUCAGCGCCAUGUACGAACAAGGUGAUGUCUUUUAA